CAACAGGGACCAACAGGGACGCAGAUGAAUUGAGGGACUGACUGGUCGUGUUGGGGGGAAUUAUCAACAUUAUCAUUACUUCCACUGCCUGAUUUCGCAUCUGCAAGCUUAUUUCACCAGACAUCUCAGCCAUGGGUGUGAAGAUGCUGCAGUGUUUUCCUUUCUACAGACGCUGUAAAGAGCGCUGUAAGAGCAGACAGUGCCCCCCAGCGGCAGUUCCCAUUGAGGAGAUGAAGCCCCGUCUGUGCUCCACCACAUCCUGUGGUAGCGACAGCGAAGGAGCAGGAGGCCUGAGUCGCGGCUCCCAGAUCUAUUUCUCCACCAAGGCCAGGCUGUCUUUCAGACACCAGCUGGACAGCAACAUCAACGCAGUGGACGCCACCUACUGAGGAGGGCUGCAGAGAAGAUAAAUGGAUUCCUGUAUCUUAGAUUUACUGAUGCCUAUUCGUGCUUGGACCCUGUGGUGCAAAACUGGGAGCCUGAGAGCUGAGCGAGAGCAUCUGUGGUCACCUUUAGAUGGGAUUGACAGUAGUGUGCACGGCCACAGUCUGCAGUUAAACCCCCCAUGGCUCGCUGGCCACAAAGAACUCUCAAUGAUUAAUCAGAUUCAACAAGAGACCGAGGAAAACGGACUCAAACAGACUUGGUUUUCAAUCUCUGUGCAUUAAGAUUUUUCUGAAAACACUCUGAGUGGAUCACUGCCCAAACGGUCACAAUACUGAUUGGAGAGAAGACAAAAGACUUGUUUACAGCAUUCACUACCGAAAAGUGCAUACCCUUUUUUUAUCUUUUUUAUGUCUAUAUUUUUGUCUGCAGAUUUUUUUAACUCACUGUUGAGAUAAUGGGGUGUUUAACCAAGCAAGAUGAGGGAGUUAACAAUCAAAGUAUGAUGAUGAAUAUCUCUAUCUAGACCUCAUCAUUAGCGGUCGCCAUCAUGAGAAGGGCUGGGUCAAUGAUGUAUUUGAAAAAAGUGAUUAUU
This is a messenger RNA of Anoplopoma fimbria (sablefish), 979 nucleotides long. RefSeq lists its product as uncharacterized. Bases 132 to 389 code for a protein of 85 amino acids. The record is from RefSeq and is a predicted model, not a curated record. NCBI's taxonomy places the organism in Eukaryota, Metazoa, Chordata, Actinopteri, Perciformes, Anoplopomatidae. The transcript is spliced from 3 exons.